This is a messenger RNA of Symbiodinium natans, 2586 nucleotides long. NCBI's taxonomy places the organism in Eukaryota, Dinophyceae, Suessiales, Symbiodiniaceae. The record is from the annotation of a GenBank genome assembly.
AUGAAACGAAUGGCUGCAGUGGCAGGGUUUAUGCAUGUGGAGAACGGAGUAUGUCGCUUAGAAGUGACAAACUUGAGUGUCCACGGCAGUGAUGGGCAACCUAGCUCAGCUUCGGAUAUGCCGACUCGUGCAGCCUCACCCGGUACCAUGAGUGUGCCUAUGGUUUCAGAUGUACUCGCCAAGAUCCAGGACAGCACGUUCGCUACACACCCGACCAAACAGGACCUCACCGCGCGCCAGUUGCUUUCCCACUUGUGCUACCUCCAAGGCAAGUUCCAGCUACAAACAGGACCUCAAGGCGGCUGGGAUCCACGUGCCGAAGAAGCCCUUCGCAAAUGGCUAGCAGCUCCAAAACGUGGCUCCAAAGCCAAGCAGCCGGUGUUAGCCAUAGCCGAUGCUGCUCCACGUCAGAAUGCAGAAAACCCAGGUCUCAGCACUCCCCAUGUCGAGAAGAGCGUAGCCUCUUCAAAGGUGUUGGCCAUAGCUGAUGCCACUCCACUUCAAGAUGCAGAGAACCCAGUUGUCAGCGCUCCCUUUGUCGAGGAGAAUGUCGUCCCACCAACAGAGUCAUCAGAUGCGACGAACAAGCAGGCUGCUGACCGUGAGAGUGACGGUUCCGAUGACAAGGAGAGUUCAUCCAGUUCGAGUUCAUCUUCCUCUACCUCUUCCAUGAGUGAGGUGGAUACAUCUCAGUGGACGACUGAGUGGCACGAUGCCUGGCAAAGCGUCGUCUCACUUGCACCGCAGGCUGACACUUCCCGUGCAAAGACUCGUGUCGUCAAGAACAUGCUAAAGCACAUUCGCACUGCAAAGAAGCAGUGGGAUAAGGACUGCAUCGCACAGGCCCAGGGGAUGUACGUGAAGUUCGGCUCCAAGCAUGUCCACAAGAAGAUAGAGGAGGGCAAGUACACUCUUUCGGAUCUGCCGUUGGUGGAGAUACAUGGCAAGGGAAAAAAAUUCAAAGAAUUCUUCAGCAUCAUCACCGACGUGACUCCGGACGAUCAAGAGCGCAUUCGCAAAGUCAUGACUGAGGAUCCUACCAAAAUAGGCGAUCUACCUGACAGUGUACGUCCCGGAGGUGAGCUAGGUGAAGCGUGCGCUCUGCAAAUGGUCAUUGACUCGUCCAGCAACUCCGUGCUGAACUUUUUUCACUCCAACAUCUCCCUGCCAUGGGGUGUCGUCAGAGUGUUUUGCCGGGACAAGACUAUGUUGCUCAACUACAAGAUUGCAAGCAACUCUGAUCUUGUGAAGUGCGCUUUCAUGGUGAUGCUAUCCAACAUUGCCGGUGAUCAGUGGCUGACACAGUCUUUGGGGGAGAAACUGAAGCGUCCCACCAAGGACCCUUCGGAUAAGGAUGGAUCCUCAUGGGAGCCAAGUGCCGAGAAGCUCAAGGAGGGGAUAGACUUCAUCAACUCGCAGUCGCCCCUAUCCAAUGGGAAGAACGAACAGUUCUUGUGGGCUUUGCUGAACGUGCGUGACAAGGACUCACCAAUAUACUGCUGGCCUAUGCACGUCGUCAACACAGCAUGCCGGAAUCGGUCUACGGGCAACUCUCAAGCUGAACCUGAGUAUUUCUUCCCGCUCCUCGUGACAGACCUCAAUCACGAGUUUGUGAAUAAGAUCUUGCCUCUGAUCGUGCCGACCAUGCGCACGCAUGGGUUGCUUCUCCUAGGUCGUCCUGGCAUUGGAAAAACACCUCUCGCCAUCGUGUUGUCCCUCGCCGUCACCAGGUACACGCUGUCCUCACGAAAUCUCACGGACGCAAUGGUGGGAUGGAGGCGCUCCAAGCAAAUCGAUGGGUUUCGAGACCGACCAGGAGAGAUUUCCGUCCCUGUGCUCCUAGACGAUCCCAUCUUGCCGUCUAUGAGUCUCGAAGACAUCAAGUCAUUCCUGGAUGUCGGGGAAACGACCCUGGUAGACGCUCGCUACAGAGCCGCAAAGUUUGAGAGGAAUCAGGUAAGGAUUCUGCUAAACAAUGAAUGGAACCCCGACAAGGAGCCUGACCUACCCUUCUAUGACCACAUCGGCUGGCAGCACUUCAAGGACAUGUUCCACUCUGCCAUGAAUGAAGCCCCCAUGCCGCACCUGAUGGCAAUCCUCAAGAGAGGUACCGUGGUGAUUGCCGGCCACAAAGCCGUAUACGUUCGCUUAGCCAGCGAGCAUCAAUCUGAGCGCAUCCAUCGCUUCCAGGAAGGUGGCAUCACCGAAGGUUGGCUUCGUGGUGACAACAAAUCUUACUACAGCCACUACAAGGAGGGGCGUUGCAUCAAGUACCCCAGCUUUGAAGAUAGCUUGAACAAGGAGCAGGACCUCAUGCACGAGCUGUUGGCAUCCCCCGAGGAGAAAGAGUACAUGAGGCGAGGUGCAACGUAUGACUCAUGGCACCUGGACUUUGAGAAUGAGACGGUUGCCGAAUCCAUACCUAUGCCUUCAACUCCUCCACGUCGGUCCAGUGCCGAAGCUUCAGCGAGAAGCCCCCAAAUCCACUCUCCUCCACAGAAGCAGCAGAAAACUCAGUCAGAAGAAGAUCCACAAAGUCCUGAUCCAGAUGAGGAGGCGGCGCGGGAUCUUCACUCGCAGACGUAG